Chelonus insularis is the source of this 2737-nucleotide messenger RNA. RefSeq names its product excitatory amino acid transporter 1-like. The record is from RefSeq and is a predicted model, not a curated record. NCBI's taxonomy places the organism in Eukaryota, Metazoa, Arthropoda, Insecta, Hymenoptera, Braconidae. The coding region runs from base 746 to 2113 and encodes 455 amino acids. Gene Ontology annotation, molecular function: neutral L-amino acid transmembrane transporter activity; glutamate:sodium symporter activity; L-glutamate transmembrane transporter activity. Gene Ontology annotation, biological process: L-glutamate transmembrane transport. Gene Ontology annotation, cellular component: plasma membrane. The transcript is spliced from 8 exons.
AUAUACAUAUUGAAGUAUAAAAUAUUGCAUAAAUGUAGAAAAUUUAUUAAAAUAUAAUUUGACUGCCUUUAUGUGUAAAAGUAAUAUCGACUACAUAAAGUAAAUAUUUUAAAUUCAACUAUAAAAAAUACACUUACAAUAAUUUAUAAGAAAAUAUGUUUACAACGUAUAAAUGAGAUUUACAAUGUCAUUUCAUUAGUAAACAUACCAAGAAAUUAAUUGAUUAAUAUGCAACCAACGUGCCACCAAGGAUAUUUUAAAGACUUACAGUUUAUUUGUUAAUAAAUACAUUUUGAUUGCUUAUUUGCUUGUACAUUGUAAAUAUCGAAUACGGUAAGAUAUUAAUGAUAAUAAUAAUAUGUAUCUUUGAGUAAGCUGUAAAAAAAAAACAAAAAUCCUGUUAACAAUGCGAGUACAAAAUAUAUUAAUCAGUAGCAAACUAGUUUUUUGUCAUCUUCAUCACAUAACGAAAAGAAAAAACAUAAAAACUAAAUCAUGUAUGAAGCAUAAAUUAUCAAUGCUUUAUCAAGAUAUUUCUUCAUCUUUAUUUACAAUUAUGAUAAUAUUUUCAGGUAUUUACUUAUCACGAUUGAUUAUGAUUAAAAGAAAAUUAUAUCAAAGCAUAAACGUCAUAAAAUUGAUAAAACGAUCUUCAGAGAGCAGAAAAAAUAAUAAUUAUAAAAAAUUUUUCUAAUUGUUUCGUUUUUAUUGUGUUUGUGUUAGUAAUUUAUUGGUAUUGUAAAAAAUGUCUGAAUGCACAAAACAUAGGGACACGAUUUUAACAUUAACUAGUAUUAUUGUCGCGAUUGUAAUAGGAAUUAUGUUAAAAAAUUUGACACCACAACCAUGGUUUGAUCGUGCAAUAAUGUAUUAUCAAUUUCCUGGAGAAAUUUUUCUUAGAAUAAUAAAUUGCUUGAUUUUACCGUUGAUUGUGUCAAGUAUCAUAAGUGCAAGUUGUGAUUUAAGUAAAUCAGGAAGUAUUGGGUUGAAAGCGUUAUAUUAUUAUAGUACGACAACGAUUCUUGGUAUUAUUUUAGCUGUUGUACUUACAGAAACUAUUCGCCCUGGUGAAUUUUAUUCUAAUUCUGAUUCUACUUUAAUUUUAAACAGAAAGUUUUUAACAGUUGAUACAUUUUUAGAUAUUUUACGGAAUUUAUUUUCUGAUAAUAUUGUAAAGACUUGUCUGAGUCAGUACCAAACUAUUCUGCUACCAUCCGAAAAUAUUACUGAAGAUAUACAUUAUUGGAAAAUUUCUCAUCAAUAUAAUGAUGGAGUCAAUGUCUUAGGACUCGUAGGUUUUAGUUUAAUUGUUGGAAUAGCUAUUGGAUGUUUAAAUGAUGAUGGAAAAUAUUUGGCUGAUUGUUUUAAAGCUCUCUCUCAAGCUACUAUGAUGAUGAUGAAUGGUGUUAUAAGGAUUGUUCCAUUAAGUAUUUUAUUUUUAAUACCUGGGAAAUUAUUACAAACAGAAAAUAUCCAAACUAUGUUAUCGAAUUUAGGAAUGCUCGUUAUCACAGUAAUUGUUGGAUUGCUAACUCAUAGUUUUAUUGUAUUACCUCUUUUAUAUUUUAUUUGUACACGAAAAUCACCUUUAAAUAUUUUCUCAAAAAUAGGGCCAGCUAUAAUUACUGCUAUUGGAACUUCUUCUAGCACAGCAACUGUUCCUAUGACUAUUAAGUGUCUCGAUGAUAUUGGUGUAAAUCCAAGAGUAUCAAGAUUUACGGUUCCAAUUGGUGCAACAAUAAAUAUGGAUGGUGUUGCAUUGUAUGAAACGAUUGGAGCAAUAUUUUUAGUUCAACAACGAGGAUUGCAUUUUUCAUUAUUACAAGUCAUUGCUCUAGCUAUUACCUGUACAGUAUCCUGUAUUGGAGCAGCAGGAUUACCAAAUGGUGGUUAUGCAAUGUUGAUUGUUGUACUAGAAUCUAUUGGAAUUCCUGCAGAAGAUGUUACAUUCAUUAUUAUCAUCGAUUGUUUUGUGGAUCGACUAAGAACAACAGUAAAUAUUGUAACAGACACAUUUGGUGCAACAAUCAUCAAUCAUUUGAUAGAAAACAAACCUGAUAUCGAGUUAAAUGAAGUGGAAGUUAACACUAAGAUGCUAGCAGAACAAGAUUAAUUAAUAUAUUUAAGAUACUAUCUGUUUUUUAAUUCAUCAAUAUAUUUAAAUGAGUAUUUUUUGAUGAAAUUUUAAAAAAGUAAUCUGACUUCAAACAGUUGUUUGGAGUAAAUAAUAAACAUGUUUGUAUACAUAACUCAGCUGGACAUUUUUAAGCUGUAAUUUCAUGAAACUGCAGUUUAUCAAUUUUUACUAUAGUUUGUAUAUAUAUUAUUUUUUGUAUGCGUUUAGCUUCUGCGCAUCCAAACACAAAAGAAAGGACUUUAAUAUACAAUGCGGUGUUCUAGUAAGUUUUGACGGUUUGACUAGUUUUAAACCGUCAAAAAUAGGGGUAGGUUAUAGGACAAACUUUAGAUCUGUAACGUAGUCAUCAAUUUAGCACCGAUUAGUAUUAAUAUAAAUGGACCAAUUUAAAAUAUAAAAGUAAAUAAGUUUACAAUACAAUUGUAAUCUACGCAUAUAUAUAAAAUAUAUUAACAUUGGUUGAGUAUUGAAUUGAUAGAAGUAAUUUAAACAGCAUUUUAACGGUUUGUGUACGUUAAUAAUUGUUCAGUCUACUGUUACAUUGAUGGUAAAUCAUCUUUUUACGAAGAAAUAAAUCGUAAAAUUUACAUUUCUAUACAG